AUGGAUUCCUUGAAAAUAUACGUGUACGUGCUGGCGUUGCCGUUAGGACUGCUGGCCUUGCGCACUGUGUACCAUCUGUACUUCCAUCCGCUGUCCAAAUUCCCCGGUCCAAAACUCGCUGCUGCGACCUUUCUCUACGAGUUCUAUUACGAUGUGAUCAGAAGCGGUAUGUACAUCUGGGAGAUUGAGCGGAUGCACGAGAAGUAUGGCCCAAUCGUGCGCAUCAAUCCACGAGAAAUCCACAUCAAAGACUCAAACUACUACGACGAAAUCCACGCCGGCAGCGCGCGCAAACGCUCCAAAGAUCCCAAAUACGCCAUAGCCUUCGGCGCGCCCAACUCCCUCGUUGGAACAAUCACCCACGACCACCACCGCUUCCGCCGCGGCCUGCUGAGCAAUUACUUCUCCAAGCGCUCGGUGGUAGACCUUGGUCCAUCCAUCCACGAUAAAGUCAACAAGCUAAUUGCGCGCUUCGAGCAAGCCCACCAAGCUGGCGACGUGCUCCACCUGCAACUAGACUUCGCCGCGCUGACUGCAGAUGUGAUUACCGACUACUGCUACGGUUGGAGCUACGGCUACCUGGACGGCGAGAAGGGGUCGAAGAGCAACGACCUUGUCGACGCGGUUAAUGGGCUGAUGGUGAUGAUUCACAUUAACCGAUUCUUCCCAUUCCUUAUUUCUGUUUUCAGAAAUGCGCCGCCUAACCUACUACGCUGGCUGCAGCCCCAGAUGGCGGAUCUGUUUGAUGUGAAGGCUAGGCUAAGACAGCAGGCGGAUGAUACUCUACAGAAGCAGGGUCGGCGGAAGGUUGAUACCGAGGCGAGGUUGACUAUAUUUGAUGCGUUGACGAGUUUGGAGUUGCCUGAGAAUGAGAGAACGCUUGAACGGCUAGAAGAUGAGUCUGCGCUGUUGCUUGGCGCUGGUACAGAGACUACGGCUAGGUCUAUUACUGUCGCGAUGUUUCAUCUCAUCCACAACAAAGAGAUUAUGACGAAGCUGCGCGCGGAGUUGAAGACUGUGCUGGUGACACCACUGUCUAAGGCAUCGUGGGUGGAUUUGGAGAAAUUGCCAUAUUUGACGGGUGUCGUGAAUGAAGGUUUGCGUCUCAGUCAUGGCAUGACAGCCCGGUUGGCUCGUGUUUCACCGAACGAACCCAUGCUCUACCAGGAUUGGGUUAUCCCUGCAGGGACCCCGGUCAGUCAGUCGAACUACUUCGUCCAUAUGGAUCCCACACUCUUCCCCCAGCCGGAAAAAUUCGACCCGGAGCGUUGGAUCCGUGCGACGGAGAAAGGGGAGUAUCUGAGUCGGUUUAUUGUCUCAUUUACCAAGGGAAGCAGACAGUGUCUGGGAAUGAAUCUCGCCUAUGCGGAGAUCUACUUAUCUUUGGCCCACAUUGCUCGUCGCUUUGAUUUUGAACUCUAUGAGACCACCACCGAUAACAUUUGUGUUUAUCGUGAUAUGGGUAUUGGGUGUCCGAAGAUUGGUUUGUUUGGUGUUAGGGCUACAGUAGUGGGUCUUGUGGAAGAGUAA
This is a messenger RNA of Penicillium digitatum Pd1, 1530 nucleotides long. Its product is annotated as cytochrome P450. The record is from RefSeq and is a predicted model, not a curated record. Lineage: Eukaryota; Fungi; Ascomycota; Eurotiomycetes; Eurotiales; Aspergillaceae. Gene Ontology annotation, molecular function: iron ion binding; heme binding; monooxygenase activity.